Eimeria maxima is the source of this 2352-nucleotide messenger RNA. RefSeq names its product Auxin-responsive protein IAA20, related. Gene Ontology annotation, cellular component: membrane. Gene Ontology annotation, biological process: N-acetylglucosamine metabolic process; protein N-linked glycosylation. Gene Ontology annotation, molecular function: beta-1,4-mannosylglycoprotein 4-beta-N-acetylglucosaminyltransferase activity. The coding region runs from base 1 to 2352 and encodes 783 amino acids. NCBI's taxonomy places the organism in Eukaryota, Apicomplexa, Conoidasida, Eucoccidiorida, Eimeriidae. The record is from RefSeq and is a predicted model, not a curated record. The transcript is spliced from 6 exons.
AUGUUUCCUAUUUUAGACCGCGUCUUUGGCAAGUGGGGGCGUUGGGUGUUGUUGUGUUUGGUCUUGGCGUCAUCUGUGCAUUUUCUUUUGCAUCUUUUACUGGUUCUAUCGAACGAUCCCCAUGGCCGUUCUCUCAAAGAGAACUUCAUCGACAGCGGCUACGGUUUUUUCUCCUACGAGGUGACUGACGAGAUAUGCAGCAACUCUGAGCUCACGGUUGCUCCUUCUGCGGUGCUGCAACAGGCGCACGAGCUGCUGUUGCAACACAAGAAACUGUCUCGGGUCCUACAAGGCAAGGAGGAGGGACAGGCCCCCUUAUCGCUACUUUCCGUGCAUUGGGUAGUUCGAUUUGCGCAACUGAACCCUCAGCGGCGGCAGAAUCUAGUGAAGCAACUGCGUCAUUUGGAGGAGUCAUUAAGUAGUACAGACACCCAAUCAUUGUCUUCACCCAAACUGCAAGAAGCCCUUGAACUGGAGUUAUCCCCUGAACUCAAGUCGUCAUUGUUGAUUUACGUCAAGUGCAAAAACAAAAAUGGAAGAAGCGUCUAUGAAGAACAAGCGGAAGCUGGAGGGGAUGGCCCCAAGGAGUUUUCUGUGGAGGCCCAUAAAGAAGCCCUGCAUGAAGAAGAUCGCCAAGGGGGCCCCCUAACAGUCUCUCAGGGGAGCCUCCUCUUGCACUCCUUAGGGGUCAAAACACAGAUGUUUUUGCCUAGUCGUUUUCUUGGAGACCCCAACCGCAUUUGUCAGGACUUUGAUACCCAUUUGAAUGAGAAGGGGAGAGAGAAAGUACAGUAUUUGAAGAAGCUGAUAUGCUCUCCUUCUCUCGAAACUGUACUGCAGCUGAUGCCUCUGCGGCUGCAGCACUGGUGGGGGCGCGUGCGUUGGCAGUACCACAUGGCAGAGUAUUUGCGCAAGUUGUUGACGGUCUUUUGGCCUCUAAAUCCUUACAUGCAUGCAUUCUACAGACAAGACAUGUUUGCGUUUCUUUCCCUUAUGAGCCCUUACCUGGAACUCGAACCCCCAGUCAAAAUAGACCCCAACUGUAGGCCACCCCCUGCUUACUGGGUCGUCCCCUUGACGCAGCAGCAGUGGGAAGAACGCCAGAAGCAGAAAAAAUUAAGUCACAAGAAACAAGACGCACUGCAGGAUAUGUGCAGUGCAAACGCAGCAGAGCAGGGAUCGUGUGUGCAGCAGCAACAGCAGCAACAAGGACAAAAACACCAGCAACAACAACAGCGGCAACAACAACCGCCUUCGAAUGUGUUUUCAAUUCCCGAAGAACACGACAACUACGUGCUCAUAGACGAGUACUGCAAACAGGCCAGAGAAGUUCACAAGGGCUUUUUCACAGGAAAACCUCGAAAGAAGCCGAUUAAAAUAGUCGAUACUGUUAUUUUAGGUUACGACCUGGACUUGUUAGAAGUUCGUUUCCACGAGUUGCACCACACAGUUGAUUACUUUGUGGUAUCGGAGGCUCACCACCACACGCUAGGAGUUUAUCAGAAGCCUUUGUUUUUCUCAAGAAACAAAGAACGAUACCGUUUAUUUCUUGAUAAAGUGGUGCAUUUGGCACAGCCAUACGACGCGUCGCUGCCUGUGGCCCAGAAAUGCAGCGAGGGGUUACUAAAACUCAACAAGGACGCAUGCUGGGAGUACGAGCUGUUUCAACGCGACAGUCUCCUCCACAUGAUCGCACAAGUUAAUGCUGGCACCCAAAACUACGGAAACACUCAUAUUCCAAAGGGUUUCCUGGACGACGAGACGCUCAUUAUUGCCAGUGAUGUUGAUGAAAUCCCCAUGGGCGACCGCCUGCGCCAUCUGAAGUUCUGCGAGCCUGUACCUCAGCAGCAAUUUGGAUGGGUGUUGGUUCAUUACCCCGGGAGAGUUGACGCAAUGGCAUUGAAAGAUUUCAAAGUUCAUUCAGGAAUUAAACAAACAAAAUACCCGCAUGCAAUUGGCCCCCUCGCAGACACCAUCCCUUACAAGUCUUUGCGCCACUUGGAAACAAAGGCCGAUUUCGUAUAUGACCGACAUGCGUACACCCGAAAAGGGCCUUCUGAGCUAUCGCCUCAGCUGUACUUGCAUGGGGGUUGGCACCUUUCUGACACCUCUUAUUUGCCAUAUUUAUUCGCAAAGAUCCCUUCCGAUGACAUAAAGCCUGGCUACGAGCCAUUCAAUCUUUAUUUGCCUCUUCUAUCACAAAGAGGAUUUUCCUCCUCUCCUGUAGGAGGGAUGUUGCAGUCUCAAGUUGCUGCUUGGAGGCACUUUCGAGACUAUAGACAAGUUGGCUCUCUAUGCGUGGAGGCCAAGGACUAUGAGCAUUUGCCUUCAAUCGCCCAUGUAUGCCCGUGA